CGUAGGAAAAAAUCCCCAUACACUUAGUGGAAUAAUUAUCGAGAUUUUAAAAAUUCUCUAUUCGAUAACCAAUCGACGUUCGAAAUAGGAACUGAUAACAGAAAAUUAUACUGUUGGCAGCAAAUUUAAAAUACAUGCAUUUGAAUGUAAAUGGAAGUCACGUUUUGUGCGUUUGAGAUGCGGAAAAAUAAUUAGUAAUUUUGUUGAAAUGAACAGUGAUAAUAAUUAUUUGGCGUUAACGUAGCGCAGAUUUUUUUAAAAUGAGUAAUUUUCACUCUCCUAUGAAGUGUAUAUCUCCGAAUGCAAGAGUUUUAACACCCAAGCCACAAGUACAGCAACUACUGGAUUUGAGGCAAAUGCAAACCAAAGCACGUAACAGUAUCACAUGGUUCUUUAUCAACAGCGUGUUGCUUAGUAUUAUAAUAUUUGAUAUAGUAUAUGGUGGACCUGCUUAUAAGCCAGUUUAUUGGAUCGAAUGGUGUCUAGCAUCUAUAUUUGCACUAAACGCUUUGUAUCAUAUAAUACGAUAUAUAUGGGCGACCUUGAGUUUGAAGCCAAUUGCGCUCAGCCCCAAACAAAGACCACUUUUAGGAAUCACGGAAGAUGAUCCUCUGUUCAAGACUGAAGUGCCUCAGAAGCAGAAAACUCCAGAGCCAAGCCCUUCAUUGAAUUUAUCUUGUAUAAAUCUCAGUAGACGUACAACGCCUCUUGGAUCUUCAGUUUUGAGUGAAAUUAAGGACUGUUCGACAUUUCUUAAAUACUGUAGCCCUACAUCUCCUAAAUCAGCCGUAAGCUCUAAUGGUUUGUAUAGAUCCUUAAACAUUUCUUCAAACAGCAGCAUGACAAAUGAGGAUCUUAUUCAAGAUGAAUGUGAAUUAGACAGUUAUCUCAAAGAAAUUGAACAGCAAAGAAAAUAUAUAUUAUCUACAAAGGUUGAUCAACCUUCCAAUCUCUUGAGUUCCUUCUGGUCUCAUCCUGCUACUCGAACUCCUGGUGAAGUAUCACCAUUAUUAAGAAGAUGUACUUAUCAACUUGCACCUACCAUUGAUAAAACAAAAGCGACUAGUCCUGGUACUGAAGAAGGAAGCUCUCCAAGAGGUACAUUUGGGGCAUUGGAUGUAUGGAGAAAAUACAGAGUUGAUUUAAAUAAAGUUAAUGAAUGGACUGCCAAUCUUCGUAUGUGGAUUAGUAAAACGGUUGUGGAACGAGUGGCUUUGGAAAUAGAUAGUAUAUGCGCGGCAUUGGUACGUCAUGGUUUGAGUGAUUCGCAACCAGGUCAUGUGGGACUUGACAGACUGAGAAAGCUCGCGCAAGCACCAUUUCUGGUCUCCGCGAUUCCUACUCUGCCCACAUUGGUUCCUUUUUUGGAACUCUCUAACAAUCAGGAGUAUUUAGUAAAACGAAUAAAAAUACUCGCAAAGGGAGGAUCUAUGAGCGAAUUUAAAUGGAACAGUGGCGGAUCUCACAAUGGCAAAGAAUGGGAUUCUAGUUUGCCAACUGAUUCGGCGAUAAUAAUGCACUUAAUUUCGACUUAUAUGGAUACCCAAUUAGAAGCGCCCUUAGACCAACCGGACGCUAGACCGUUUACAUCGAGAUAUAUGGCGAGAUCUGGUAUGGAACUACCGCGGAACAAAGGUCCGAUAAUAGUUUGUCAGUCCGCGAAUCCGCCGCACUAUAGUCUGGCAUUGUCCGGCGAUUCGCUUCCGAGCGAUUAUGAAGAAGUACAACGGGGACGUAAUAAUUUGUUCCAUACGCUUUUACUCUUCUUAUAUAUAGUCAAAACACGAGAUCAUGGCAUGUUAGGACGAGUUAAUGCAGGAUCAUCCGGAAUCAAUAUUCUAUGGGUGAUAGAUGGCUAAGAUAAAUUUUUCCAUUUGCUAUCUUAUUAAAGAAUUAAAUUAUAAAAAAGGAAAGAAACGAGUAUCAUAAAAAGUUAUCAUAAAUUAUCAAAAGAUAUUAGGACUAUCAUUUGGACACCCCUUUUAUAAUAUCUUGAUAACUGUUUACAUCUUUUGUAUCAUCUUGAUUUAAU
Messenger RNA from Camponotus floridanus (Florida carpenter ant), 2032 nucleotides. Its product is annotated as transmembrane protein 209. The record is from RefSeq and is a predicted model, not a curated record. The transcript is spliced from 8 exons. Gene Ontology annotation, cellular component: membrane. Lineage: Eukaryota; Metazoa; Arthropoda; Insecta; Hymenoptera; Formicidae. Bases 261 to 1859 code for a protein of 532 amino acids.